Molecule: messenger RNA, 780 nt
Organism: Cryptomeria japonica (Japanese cedar)
Lineage: Eukaryota; Viridiplantae; Streptophyta; Pinopsida; Cupressales; Cupressaceae
Product: protein MAINTENANCE OF MERISTEMS-like
Exons: 2
Coding region: 1-780 (259 amino acids)
Source: RefSeq, a predicted model, not a curated record
AUGUUGGCCCAUUUAUACAGGGACUUACAUCAGGUGGUUUAUUUGGGAUACAACAAUCUAUCCGCAGGGGUCACACUGCUACAGGUAUGGGUGUGGGAGCAUAUUCCCAUUGCUAGGCCACUUGCAAACAGAGACAGGCCUGUGAGAUGCGCUUAUGCCUAUGGAUACAAGGGGAUAGUUGUCCAACGCAAGCUGGGCAUACUAGAGCAUUGGAGGCGAGUGCUAGAUGAUAUCGAUACGGUCGUCUCAAGACCAUAUAUGGAGUGUGAAGUGUGGGUAGAGGAUGGGAUGGAGAUGCCAUACGUCUAUAUGUCCAGAUAUCUGAUAGGGCGGAUGCCCUUUGUUAUAGAGAGAUUUCUUCACAGCCAGGUUCAUCGACAGUAUGGAUGCCAGCAGGGGAUUCCACAGGGAGUAUGCUUGUAUGCUCAACGGAGACAGGAUGUGUUGGAGUGGGGACCCACUAUUGAUAGCGCGAUGAUGUUAUCAGUGCAGCAUCUGCAGACACAGCUACUGGCGCAUCAAUGGCAGAUUACACAGCUGACCACUGAGCGGGAUACAACUUUGGAGUGGUUGAGUCGAGUUGAGGCUCGAGUAGAGACUUUUGACAUAGUGGCUGUGGGUGGUUCGAUGAGAGACACCCUGAGGGAGUUGGCUUAUACAGCCAAGGAGGCGGAGUAUUAUCAGAGGCAUUACGAGGAUGUGGUGCCCAGGGAGCGCAAAGUUCCUAGUUUCACGGCUAUGAGAUCCAGUCGAUCCAGGCAGACUGGGUCGAGGACAUAG